UUUACUACACUUCAUUCGAUGCUUAUUCUGGAGCUUCGUAUAUAAGCUAAUUCCUUUAGCUGUUUAUCUAAUUUGACGAACCCGUUUCAUAUAUAUCCACUCAGUGACAACACGAACUUCAAAGUAGCACCGAAACUAAGCACAAUUCAUUCAUAGAAAUAUUAAGAAAAUGACAUUCACACCUUUGAAAUUCCCUCUUGGGGGUAAUUGUCGGAUUAGAUGAGCAUGUGACUUUGUAGCCGUCACAAAUCCAGCCCACAAGCUCACAUGCCUGCUUCGCAAGCAUUAACAUAGCGUAUCAUCUCGUUCGCUCUCUCUGCUCAAAUUUCUCAUCAAAUACCUCAUCUUCCUCAUUUUGCAUGGUCUAAGUUUAAUCAAAUAAUGCUGGCAGGAAUUCUGUUCUUUGAGCUGGUUUAUCUCAAUAUAAGCAACACACAAAUUUAAAGAUGGAUCAGGCUUUUCUGACAGUCAUCAAUGAACUGGACACUGAGGUAGCGGUAUCUUGGGUGUCGCAGCGGUGCUAUCAGUGUCUUUAUCAACAGCUUGGGGUUGUCCCGGCAGUGACAAGUCCAGGUCAACCAAGCUCUCAGGAGUUCACUGUAAGCACGCAACAUGAAAUUACACUACAACUCAACAGCACUGCUGUCAACCUGGACCUCUGCACAGUUCCGUUCCACUUUGGGGAGCGUGGAAACUAUUCUCUAUGGGUGAAAAAUCUAAAUACCUCUGUGGUUAAUUGCUCCAUUGUGACUGAUGCAGACCCGGUCAACAGCUACAUACCCAUCUUGGUAGCCUUCCUUGUGUUUGCUGGAUUGGGGUUAAUGUCUGCUCUUCUAAGAGCUAUAGUGGGAUUGGAUCUAGUGAGGGGCGUCCUCUUCAGAAUAGGUGGUACCUUUGAGACAGAGAGGCUCAUCAACUCUGAACUCGGCUCCCCCGGCAGGGUAGUGACACCAGUUACUGACAACAUCCUCCCCCCGCCACCCAGUCCCAGCAAGAGGCUACGUUCUUUGGACACAUUCAGAGGGAUCUCCUUGGUUAUUAUGGUGUUUGUCAACUAUGGAGGCGGGCGAUAUUGGUUCUUCAGACAUGAAAGCUGGAAUGGUCUUAGUGUUGCAGAUCUGGUCUUCCCCUGGUUUGUUUUCAUAAUGGGAACAUCCAUCGCACUUUCAAUCAAUUCACUGCUCCGCUCAGGCUCGAGGCGCACCUCACUGCUGAAGAAAGUCGUGUGGAGGAGCCUGCAGCUCUUCAUCAUCGGCGUCAUCAUCAUCAAUCCCCACUACUGUCUGGGGCCUUUGUCAUGGGACAACCUGCGGAUUCCAGGUGUGCUGCAGCGCCUCUCCUGGUCAUACCUGGUUGUAGCUUGUCUUGAUCUGUUGGUUGCCAGAGGUCACGUUGACAUCCUCCCAACGGUUAGUGACAAUGCAUGGUGGUCCUCUUGCAUUGAUGUCCUGCUCUACUGGCCCGCAUGGCUCUUUGUGCUCCUCUUGGAAGUCCUUUGGCUCUGCCUCACUUUUCUACUUCCUGUGCCAGGCUGCCCAACUGGCUAUCUUGGUCCAGGUGGCAUUGGGGACAUGGGCAUGCAUGCCAAUUGUACCGGUGGAGCAGCUGGUCUUGUUGACCGCUGGCUGCUCGGAGAAAACCACAUCUACCAGACGCCAUCAACACGGGUCAUAUACGACACUCAUGUGCCAUACGAUCCUGAGGGUGUUCUUGGCAGCAUCAACUCCAUUCUUAUGGCUUUUCUUGGGUUGCAGGCAGGAAAGAUAAUCAUACAUUACAGAGAUCUUCAUUCAAGUAUUAUAUCAAGGUUCCUCAUUUGGGGUCUCUUUUUGGGAGUCAUUUCAGCAGUUCUCACCAAGUGUUCCACAGACCAGGGGUUCAUUCCUGUCAAUAAGAACCUAUGGUCUCUGUCCUAUGUGACAACACUGGCCUGUUUUGCCUUUGUGCUGCUUGUACUGGUCUACUACAGCGUUGAUGUGAAAAAUUGGUGGUCUGGAGCACCUUUCUUCUACCCUGGCAUGAACUCUAUUCUUGUGUACGUGGGCCAUAAGGUCUUUGAGGACUACUUCCCCUUCCGGUGGCGCAUGGUCAACACUCAGUCCCAUGCUGAGCACCUCACACAGAACCUGGUGGCUGUUUGUUGUUGGGUCCUCAUCUCCUAUGUUCUCUAUAGGAAAAAGAUAUUCUGGAAAAUUUAAAAGGUGGAGCCCGUUUGAAUGAAUCACUUUGCAUUCAGCCAAAAAUGGCAGUUAUUUUUUGUUUUUUGUCAUCAUUGCUGAAGUUAUCUAAAAACACUUUUGGAAAGGGUGAGGCUCUUUUACCAUGUAUGGACUAUAUUUUUGUACUCCUUUUUCAUUGUCUCUUUAUUUCCCCAAACAGGCUAUUUUGGUCACAUCCAUACUGUACAUAGGGCAGCCUGAGGGCUUCUCACACAACUUCUCGUCAGCUGACUUAUGUUACGACUCAGGAAGAACUGUUGAGUUAAAUGAUAUAUUAUGAAUAUAAUGAAUGUCACUGUUCGUCUUUAUUUCCCCCAGUAUUUGCACCGCAGACUGCAGUAGCAGAAUAGAAAAGUGAUUGCUCGCUGGCUGGGUCCUUGUGAAGUUGCUUAAAGUUAUGAAAAAAAUCAUCACUUAAUGUAUCAUCAACUGUAAUUUUUCAAGAAUGGAAGCAAUAGCAUGUAGCUCUCUUGGCCCUUUGUGGCCUGUCUGGACAUUUGCCAGCAGAAAAUGGGUAAUUGCUCACUUUUUAUAUUUCAUGUGGCACUGACUAAGUGACAUUACAGCAAAAGCUAUUGUGAACCGACUCUUAGUAAAUGCACAAUAUUGCCAAAUGUUUCAGUACAAAAGAGCAUUAAAGUUCAAAAUCUGUAGCUCGCUAAUUAUUUUCUGUAAGUGUGUGUGAGUGUGCUGCGAUUGGCUGGCGACCAGUCCAGGGUGUACCCCCCUCUUGGAGUCUUGGAGCUGGAAUAGGCUCUAGCAUACCCCCACGACCCUAAUCAGGAUAAGCAGCAUAGAAGAUGGAUGGAUGGAUGAAUGUGUUUGUGUUUUGGCUGUCCCAAAAAAGUAUUUUUAUGUUCUUAUAAAUUCAUCCACUUUAUUUUACCAUGCAAGAUGCAUUUGACCAGGUCCUACAACAGAGUCAGUGUGACCUGUGAAAAUGACAUUGCUGUGUAAAUGAUGAAAUUGUUGAAACUUAAGCAUAUAGUUCAAAAGGAACAUUUUGUAAUAAAACAUAAUGCAGAAUACUGAUGUGGUUGAGCAUCACUGUGGAAUUU
Molecule: messenger RNA, 3277 nt
Organism: Dunckerocampus dactyliophorus (ringed pipefish)
Lineage: Eukaryota; Metazoa; Chordata; Actinopteri; Syngnathiformes; Syngnathidae
Gene: hgsnat
Product: heparan-alpha-glucosaminide N-acetyltransferase
Exons: 18
Coding region: 447-2198 (583 amino acids)
Source: RefSeq, a predicted model, not a curated record